Molecule: messenger RNA, 12134 nt
Organism: Epinephelus moara (kelp grouper)
Lineage: Eukaryota; Metazoa; Chordata; Actinopteri; Perciformes; Serranidae
Gene: wwc1
Product: WW and C2 domain containing 1
Exons: 22
Coding region: 899-4402 (1167 amino acids)
Biological process (GO): negative regulation of organ growth; regulation of DNA-templated transcription; cell migration
Cellular component (GO): cytoplasm
Molecular function (GO): kinase binding; molecular adaptor activity
Source: RefSeq, a predicted model, not a curated record
CGGUCGACCGGCCGAAGUCAUCGGGACUGGGGGAAAGACUUUACCGCCGCCGCCGCCGCUUCCCUCCCGUCCGGUUUUUAACGGUUAAUACAAGAGAUUAACAUAUAAGUUUUUCACGGAUAUACCAGCUUUUAACGGCCGUGGAUUCAGUCGUUACUUUUUUCUCUCAGCGGUGUUCACAGUGUUCGUCACCCCGCGGCUGGCGGCUAGCAUCGGUUACUGCUGCUAAACAUGGUGGCCUGUCGGCAACAAGAAGCAACGAGUCCAGUUUGGGGAUUUUAGAGGAUAAAACAGGCACUUGGACGGUUCCCUCUGUAACACACAGCUGCUGUGGACACAUCACUGCCCUCGUUUUCCAUCUUUAUCCGGAGCUUUAUGGACUUGGACGUGAGGCUGCCUUUCUGUUUACGUUGUAACACUUGCAGCAGCACCGUCCGUGUUCUGUGGACCGUGGAUAAUCGUAGUUAGUUUACUUCAGAAGUUGCUAACCAGGCCUGUGUAAAGUUUCUGUAAAAGUUGCAGAAACAUGCGCUCACAGCUGGAAAAACACGUCAUAUAGCAACGCGGUUUUGUUUCAUGACCGUUGUGUUUAUAUUACGGAUGACUUGACACUCGCACAGAAAUGAGUUGGUGCUCAAGUGCAGCCUGCAGGAACUGUUUCACCCUCUGAGUUUCUUUAACAGUCCCCUCUCUGGGGGUUUGAUUCCUUGUUAAUCUGUGGAUUAUUAUGGAUUAUUAUUAUGGCCUAAUCCAAACCGCACCAGACCGGGAAUUUUGGGAAUAACCGCUGAUACUGUCGAUGAUGAUAGUGGUGAUGAUGAUGACAGAGAGAAGCGAUGGUUUCCCUUCGUUAUGAUUUUGAGUAGAGAGGAGAUAAUUACAUGGAGACUCGCCUGACAUGCCAAGGAAGGAGUUGCCACUACCUGAGGGUUGGGAGGAAGCCAGAGACUUUGAUGGCAAAGUCUAUUACAUUGACCACAUUAACCAGUGCACCAGCUGGAUCGACCCCAGAGACAGGCAGACGAAGCCUCUGACGUUUGCUGACUGCAUCGGGGAUGAGCUGCCGGUCGGUUGGGAGGAGGCGUACGACCCCACAGUCGGAGCGUACUAUGUCGACCACAACACCAAGAGCACCCAGCUGGAGGACCCGCGGGCCCAGUGGCAGCGAGAGCAGGAGUCCAUGCUCCGGGACUACCUGGCUGUGGCCCGCGAUGCGCUCAGCGCCCAGAAGGAGAUUUACCAGGUGAAGGAGCAGAGGCUCCGCCUGGCGCAGCAGGAGUACCGGCAGCUCAAUGAUGCGUGGAGGGACAAGUCAACGUCACAGACCAGCUUGAAUUCCAGAUCGUCCUCGUCGAGCAAGUAUGACCCAGACAUCCUUAAAGCAGAAAUAGCCACAGCCAAAAGUCGGGUUAACAAGCUGAAGCGGGACCUGGCCUGUAUGAAGCAGGAGCUGCAGUACAAAGAACAAGGCUUUGAGACCCUCAAAGAGAUUGACCAGAAGGUGUCCAACAGCCCGUAUGGCUACAAGCUGCAGGAGGCGCAGGCUAUCCUCACAGAGGUCCGCUCCAUCAGGGAUGCCAUCAGCUCUGGGGAGAAGGAGAAACAGGAGCUCAUGCAGAAACUCGCAGCGUUGAAGGACGGUUUCCAGCUGGACUCAGGCUCCCAGCAGGAGCUGUGGGGCAGCAGUCCCUCGCUCGCCAACUCGGAGCUGUCCAUCCCUCGGCUCUACUCGGACGCCGGCUCACAGACUGACAUCCCCGCUGAGUUCAUGACCAGCACCAACAAACUGGCAGAGAAGGUUCGUCUGAGUCUGAAGUACGAGGAGGCCAAGAGAAGGAUCGCCACCAUCGAGGUCCAGAUUGCCAAACUGGACAGCGAGGCCUGGCCGGGGCUGCUGGACCCAGAACGAGAUCGCCUCAUCCUCAUUAACGAGAAGGAGGAGCUGCUGAAGGAGCUGCAGUACGUCAGCCCCCGCCAACGCCUGCAGCCCAACGACGCAGAGAAGCUGGAGUCUGAGAAGAAACGGCUGGAGAGAGACCUGCAGGCCGCCAGAGACAACCAGAGCAAGGCUUUGACUGAGAGGUUGCGACUUCACUGUAAGAGGAACAAGCUGGUCAGAGAGCUGGAGGAGAUGGUUCGACUGGCCUCAUCACUACAUACUCAGCUCAAAAGCCUGUCGGCGAGCACGCUGUCCUGUUCGUCCGGCAGCAGUCGGGGCUCUCUAACGUCCAGCCGCGGCUCACUGGCCACCACCUCCAGCAUGGGCUCCACCUCCUCCCUCAGCUUCACUGACAUUUACCUAGAGCAGCCCGAACUGGCCGACCCGGACUUUCAGAACAAGCUGGACAGCCUCCUGCAGGAGGGCGGCCAGGGAGGCUACCGCCCCUCCAGCUCCAUCACCACCAUCCACGAACAUGAAGUGGUGACAGGCUCCGGAGGAAGGGACGCUGAGAGGCCUGGGAGCAAAGCAGUCGGGGUGGGAGGAGAUGUGGGGUGUUCUGCUGGAGGAGGCGCAGGAGGAGGCAGUGGUGUCGGAGUGGAAUCAGGGUCAUCCAGGAUACAGGCGCUCAGACUGUCAGAAACCCCUCGCUCCAUGAGCUCUUUAUCCCCGCGGUCGUCUCUUUCCUCGCUGUCUCCGCCGUGCUCGCCGAUGGUCACAGACACUAGUUUCCUGUCUGGAGAGACAUUCACAGGCCAAACAGGGCCUGGUGGGUUGAGCCUGGAUCUGGAGCUCCACAGCAGGCUAGCAGAACUGGAGCUCAGCCUGGACUCUCAGGAGCAGAGGCAGGAGGAGCUCGGGGGUCCCGGGGGGCUGGAGGAGAAGCAGAACCACAACACCACGCUGGGAGAGGAGGUCAAAGACUCGGCUCCCCAGCUACGAGGAACAGGGGCGGGGCCAAAGAAGAUAGGUGUGACCUCAGCUGUGUCUGACGAGUCGGUGGCUGGUGAUAGCGGCGUGUAUGAGCCUUCAGAGCGCAGGCCGGGCCUCCCUGCAGACCUCCUCCUGAGCUCCUAUGAGGAAAGGCUGGCACUGGGCUGCUCUCAAGUGCAGCUUGGCUUCCGCUACGAGUCCAGAGACCAACGCUUCACUAUCUACGUCAUGCAGCUGUCCAACUGCAGCACCCUGUGUCUGCCGGCUGACCAGAAAAUAUAUGUGCGCUCGGCGGUGCUGCCCUGCUUGGAGGCCACCCGCUGCCUCUUCCGAACCCGCGGCCAUCUGCCUCAGGACGUUGUGGAGGUCAACGAGGUGUUCAGCAUGCAGAUAUCCCACAGUGCACUGCGGCAGAAGACUUUGAGGGUCGACGUCUGCAACACCAGCAAGUCGGGCCAUGAAGAGUGUCUGGCGGGAGCCCAAAUCAGCCUGGCUGAUGUCAGCUGUUCGGAGGAGAGAUGCACCAAGUGGUACAACCUGCUGAGUCGCGCCUACAUGCCCGAGAUCAACAACAAGGACAAAGAGAGCAGAGCAGCCGGCGGCUCUGACAGGACUCGUGUUUCCAGCAGUGACAGCAGAGUUGGAGCUCCUGAGGACGAUGAGUGGCAUGGCGACUCUCUGGACAUGUUUGAUGAUGAAGAAGGAAAUGGCGUGGAGGGGGUGGGGCCUCUGGAGGAAGAGGACGAGUUUUAUCCUGACAGCAGCCAAUGGGAAGCAGAGGAGGAGGAGGAGGAAGAGGAGGAGAAGGUGACCAAACCUCCCCCGCCAUCACCAACCAUCACGGAAAAGGUGAACAAAGAGACGAGCAUGGAUAACUUGUUGCCAUCCCACCACUGCUCGGUGGUUCGACCCAAGGAACGCCGCCAUGACGUCCACCAGCAGAACCCCUUCAUGAGGGGGAACACCAUCAUCCGCUCCAAGACCUUCUCCCCUGGACCUCAGAGCCAGUACAUCUGCAGGAUUAACCGCAGUGACAGCGACAGCUCCACCCUCUCCAAGAAGUCUCCAUUUGUUAGGAACGCCUCGGAGAGACGCAGCAUGCGCAUGAAGAAGCCUCCUGUGCAGGUUAAAGGACUGGACGGCCUCCUGCGGACGUCCCUGGACCUGGAGUUGGACCUGCAGGUGUCUCGGACGCGGCAGGCCCGGCUGGCGCAGGAGCUGCGGGUGCUACGGGAGCUGAAGACGCAGCUGGAGAAGGCGAGGCAGCAGGGCCAGAGAGAGCUGCCGACCUGGGUCCAAGAAGACGAACGCUUCCGCCUUCUCCUCAAGCAGGCCGAGAAACAGACUCGUGAGGAGCAGCUACAGGAGAAGCGGGUGGAGAAGAUGAUGAGGGCAGCAGCCAAGGAUGUCCACAAGAUCAGGGGCCAGAGCCGCAAAGAGGUCCCCGAGGUCCAGACCUUCAGAGAGAAGAUGGCAUUCUUCACACGAGCAAAGACCAGCAUCCCCGACCUGCCGGCUGACGACGUGUAGAGAAGCAUUUCAAAGUAUUCCCCCUCCUCCCCUUCGAGUCUUAACCUGCUGUCCCCACACACAUGAAGCAAACAUUUGGCGGUGUUAUGAAGAAUUUAACAGUAAUAAUAUGUUUAGUCGAGAAAAAACACUCAAAACCGUGAAGAAACACAUUUUUAAAGAGCUCAGCAUUUCUAAUAUGGAUAGUCUUUGUUUGUAAAUUAGUGAUAGCACUGCUUCUUUUUUUUAUUAUCUUUUCCACUCUGUUUAUGGCGUUGUGUUUCUGUUACUAACCGGCUGUUUAUAGGCUCUUAGGUGUUUAAAAUCAUUCCAGCACAAAGUCACACAGCUGCACAUGUGCAUACAAAGGAUUUUGUACUAAAAUGACACAUUUGGACAAACAAAUAAAUAUAUAUGUAUAUUAAUAGCACAAAAUAAUAUCAAACAACGGUACUAAAGCAAAGUAAGCAACUUAAGCUGAUGAUAAAACAAAUAUCAAACUGAAGUGAUGUGUUUUUUUUAGAGCAUUUUAAAAACUUUAUACGCAGACAAACAUGAGCACACCUGAAGCUUGUCUUAACGUGUACAACAUUACAGCACAGACGGUUGUAAAUAAGCAUCAUUGGCAUCUUUCACUAACAUGGCACACGAUACAACAACAUGAAAGGAAAACUGGAGUUUGUCUUUGCUUUACAAACAUUUACUGAAUGAAACUGGAUCUGAUGAUCGAAGAGAAAAGAUUCUUCUCAUUCUAGGUCGAAAGUAAGAAAAAAUGAUUGUCUCUCACCAGUGACACACACAUUCAGAAAAGUGUAGAAACAGCACUAACUCUCACUAACACUCAGGUAGUUAAUCGGAUAGUCUGCACUUUAAAUAAACUUGAGGUAAAAGUAAAAAAAAAAAAGAGAAAAAAAGAAACUUGAUGUGGGUUUUUGGAAAAUUAAAAGAAAAUAUCCAAAAACCUUUGCCUCGGAUGCGCUGGAAUGAUUGUUGAUUGUUGAAGCACACAAAGAUUGUCGUAACACACACACAGGAAGUGAAGAUCAAAUGUAUUUUUGAUGACUGUGAACUAAAAGGAGUUUUAAUGUCAGACUUCCCUUCCCUCUGUUUCCACUCUGUAACUGGAUGUUUUGGAUACAUAUCUGUUCUGCAGCUGAAUGUGUAUAUUGAUCCAUGUCAGCGUGGUGCCCCAGCAACACUCACCUUUGUUUCUUCUUAUCAAGUCUUUAAAGGUGCACUAAUCAAUAUUUUUCUAUUAACAAUAGAUAAGAAAUGACUGUGUAUAAUGUGAAAGAGGUGUUUUGACGGACGAUCCCACAGAUAUUUAUCACCUGACUCCUCAGUCCUCCUCUGCUUGAGCUUUGUAGCAUCGUUUAGCUGAUUGUUUUGGUGUUACGGGCCACAACUUUACUGUAUUGAUUCAUUCCAUUGUUUCAGGCUAACACGAGAAUGUUUUUGCUGCAAAAAAAAAAAAAAGCCUAUCGUGCACCAACUUCUCAGCAGACAGCUGCAGUUAGCGAUAAGUUGGAGAUCACAGUGAAGCAUUUAGCAGCUAAAGACAAAUGAAUGAUCAUGCUGGAUCUGUAAUAGUCAACACUCUGCUAACAUGUGCCACAUAAAGUAGGGGUGCACCGAUGAUAAAAUAUGGGCCGUUACCCAUGUUUAAAAUUACAGUUAGGCCAGUAGCUGAUGCCGAUACCAAUACUGAUGUUGUUUGUUUUGUUGUUAUUUAUCCCCCUUUUUUUGCCAGGGGAAAAAAGGAACCCUUAUAAGAAAGUCAUUCAACCCUUCAUUCAUUAAAUGAGCACAAAUUCAGUCAUACAAAUUAAUGAAACAUCCUUUAAUAUAAUCUAAUUUCAAGCCUUUUUAGCCUGCUAUAUAACUACCUAUACGUACACUAACUGUAACUGCUAAAUUUAAGCAUCUCUGCCUCGUUGCAGCUGAGUUUGUUUCUCUUCUCAUCCCAGAUGUGAGACGCAGAGCUGAACAGCUGCUCACUGUCUGUGCUGGUGCGUGGAGCACAUGGGUAUUUGCAUACCAUUUGUGCCAGUACGAAAACAGAGGUGAUGAUUUCUCCAGUAUGCGAGUGCGGUCACGUCUGUGAGACAGUGUAUUAUCAAUAUUUAUUACAAUUUAUAUACUGUCCUGCAACAAAUUGUGAAAAGAAAUAUAUUCACUGAGAUAAAAUGUUGUCGUUAUCUAAAGACCCAUGUGCUAUAUUUGAUCAAUAGGCCCUUGUAAUAAGGUGAACGUAAUGUUUUUAAGGAUGCAUUAUUUUUAAGAUUGUGUACUGUGCUGGUACACUGCAAAAUCACCACAGUGACUGACAAGUCUAAAGUCUAAUCAAUCAAUACUGCAUGUUUAUACAUGUAACCUUCAUAGCUAUGUUUAGCAUAUAGCAUAUUAAGAGUUCUACGAAGUGCGGGUGUCCCGUGGGUGCAAAAAGGUUAAAAAAUGUUCUGAAAUAAGUGGAUUUAGAGAAUCAGUGCCCUUCAGGAACUUAAACUCUCUUAAAGUUCCUCCAAGCAGCAUGAAUGAAUAAAUACUUAAGGACUCAAACAUAUAUUUUUACCAAUAUCUUUAGAUAAUUGAAGAUGACCCGACUUGCCAUUUCAUCUAUCAAACAUUAAAAUCCCCUCAUGCUGUUAAAUGUGAGCCCUUGCUUAGUAACCUGGCUUAAAAUCAGAGGAGAAAAUGUGUUUUCAUAUUUUUGUCAGAGUGCAGAAAAAGAUCCGACUUUAUCUGUAUGUGCAGGGUGACUCUUAUUCUACACCUCUGACACGACAGUGUUAACCGUUUGUGCUCCUGCGGCGUGAUUUCUAUUCAGCUCAGUGAAGGCUUACUGACGUCUGAGUCUGUUUCCAGGGCAACCCGACUUAUAAAUCAGCAGCAGACCUUGACUCUGGCACAUCUCUUGUUUACUGACUCUUUGUGUUUGUACCUGGAUGUUGAGCAGCUCCUGUAUAACUUGUCCUUGGUGCUUUUCUCAACAUUUAAUCUGCGUCACAGCAAAAACUCCUCAGCGGAUAUAUUUCGUGUUUCUAGACGCUGUAAUCGUUUGAAUCCUCCUGAUCAUCACUGGACACGUGUAGAAGACGUGACAUCAUGUUUAGAUUAAACAGAUUUGAUCUUGAUAAUGACCUUUGGUUAUAGUGUCAGACGGGAGACAUUUCUCUUCAGUCGCUGUUUUAUACUGACUGUCACCAAUCAUACAGAGAGAAAUCCAUCAGAGGAGAUUCACAGAGGCCAAUUUAAACACCUGCAGGAGCAGAAAAUAGACCAGCAUGCAUUGCAGCUACAAGACAGGUUUAGUUUUCAAUAAGAACUGGACAAGCUUUCUUAUUUCUUUGCCUACUACCUCAUUGUUAUGACCAGUUUCUUAUUAUGUUUCUUUCACACAAAGCGUAGUGACAACAGUUCAAAGACUAAUUUAACUGCAGAGGGUGCUGUGUAGGCAGUUUACAAAACUAACCACAAGAGAGAUAUAUAAUAUAAAUAGAUUAAAGAAAAGGAAUGCAACAAGUUGUUAAAAAGCACUCUGGGAAAUGUAGUAAAUGGCUAAUGCUGAAAACUUACCAAGCAGUGGUGAAGCACUGUGGUGAGCUGCCAUGCAGUGUCUGCAGCAAAGUGCGGCAAAAAUUAAAAGUUGGGGAUAUUUUAACUUCUAGCAGUUAGUUGCAGCCAGAGAAUACCUGCAGACAAUCAGUGCACUGAGUCAUAUCACUCCUGGGACAUGUUGACCCAUGUUACAAAAUAUUUCUUCCUGCCUGAAACACAUGAACACACCUGUUGUAAAAUGUAAUUAUUGUGGUGAGCCACUGCUUGGUGUUUUUUUAGCGUAAUUGAAGUGGAAGUAGGCAGAUAGAUGGAAGAGGGGAAACCCACUCCCAAGUAAACUGCACCCACUGGACAUGAAAUAAUGACACAUUUUGGACAUCACAGAUUGGAAACAAGUCGAGUCAGUUUCAGUGUUGUGGCUCUAAAUCAACAGGAACAGUCUGACAUCCAACAAGGAAACAAAAUGAAGGAAAAACUAGAAGGGCACUCAGAGAGCGCAGACCUCCGCCAAGGCUAAAUGCUCUAUUUCACAAUGUUAACAAAAGCGAAAAAUAAUUAGUGCAGCCACCCCUUGCUUCAGAGCCGUUCUAAAAAUUUUAAUGGAUUGUUCCUUGGCCCGUGCUACAACCUUCCACCAAGUUUCAUGAAAAUCAAACCAGCAGUUUUUUGGCAACAGACAAAGAAACAAACUGUCCUUGGUUGAGGUAUCAAGGCAAAGUAGCAAAAAAGAAACACAACAUAACAGAGCAGCUGAAAAAGAAAUGAAAAGUAACAUUGAUAUUUACUUGUAUAAAAGUGGCAAACUCUAAUGUUUCUCCAACAUUUCCUCUUUGGGGGGAUGUAAUUGAAAAGUUUACAGUCUUAAAGUGGACCCACACCUGUUAUAUUUGUUAUUUCAUUGAGUCAUAUUCAACAUAGUGUCUCGCCCAGCCUUAGAAACUCCACGCUGCUUCACUGGAAAAAAUCUGACAGAUAAACUGAGGUCAUGAACUGCUCGUCUCUGUGGCGCCUGCGCUGUCAUCGUCCGUUUCCUUCUUGCUGGGUCACCAUGCUGAACAUGUAUUUUGGGUACGUUAGGUGCUUUGGAUAAAAGUGUCCACCACAUGACACAAACCCUUCAUAUCAUCAUGUCUCCAUUCCUGGUGUGAACACGAAUGUAGCUGACGAAAACCUCUCUUUUGCUGUCAUUCCAGAUGUUUCUCUGACUCACUGUUUGUAGAUAAACAGCAGCUCAUGAAAUGCUUGAACUGUAGAUUUUUUUUUUUUUUUAGUAGUUCAUGUGUUGCUUUCAGUGUGUGUAUGUUUAAGACAAACAGAGGAAGUUGAUUUUGGCCUAUUUUCCUUGCUAGCUGUCUCCACUUCCUGCUCCUUUGUUUUCCCACAUCACCCUCCGAUCCUUCAGUGAUCUCCAAAAAGUCCCAAAAAAUCAAAGUCAGCCUUGUUCUCUGAUAAUCAAAUACUGUAAAUGUUUUAAAUCUGCACAAAAAGAAAGAUAGUCACAACACGUUCAGGUAGAUAUAGGAAUGUUUUGCACAAGAAUGAUGAAUAUCACACAAUGACAUAAUCAAACGACACUACAGCUCUUCGCCCGUCACCUAGACAAAGACGAAAAACUUGAUGGGAACUGAAUCGAAUGCUGUGAGGAUGUUCACACUGAGGCUGCGUUCACACUGCAGGAACUAAAUGUUUGAUUCUGGCCGACAUCAGUCUGAACAGUCACAUGUCUCAACUGAACAACGUACAAAAGAUCAAUACCAAAGAUUUAACACCGGAUACUCAUGAAGAAAUACACAAACAGAAAUGGAAACAGUGGUCCAAAUAAAUCCUAAAGCCAAUAGUUUGAGUGCUGUAAAUUUCGUCAUUUGCUCAUGUUUGCUGUGUGCAUUCUGUGCACACCUACAACCAUGCUGAGUAUGCAUUCAUGCCAUGUACUAUGAACAGAACCGUAUGUCUGUUUUGCAGUAUACUGGGAACUUAAAGGGGAACUACACCCAUUUCUAUGUUCUAAGACAGUCCAAAAAUAUCAGUAAACAUGAUCAACUCUCUCCCAGAUCCAAACACUGGAGUGCUAGAACUCAAAUCUGUGAUGCCAUAGGGUAUAAAGUCUGGAGCUGCUCCGCUGAUAUGAAUUAGGAAGAUACUAUAGAUGACACGAGGUGCACCAGGGAACUUUCCUGGGCACACUGUCUUUUUCAGAACUGAAAACAUUACAACAAAAUAAAGCUCCUUUUGGUAUAAAAAAGGAAAAACCUUUAGUGGGUCCAUACAAUCUGUCUCCCAUUCAUUAUUUAUGGGGCGGCUCCAGACUUUCUACCCUAUGACAUCACAAGUUUAGGACUCACUUCUCUAGUUUCUGCCUUUAAUAGAGAGCAGCUCAUGUUCACAGAUAUUGUAUGAACUUUCCAAGGCCAUAGAAAUAACAAUAGUAAUAAUAAUCUGCUAUUAUGCGAGAUAAAAGAAAAGGCAUAAUAUCUCCUUUAAAUGCAGGCGGAGUAGCAUAAAAUGGAAGUUUUUGAGUAACUGUACUUCCGAUUUAUUAGGUACACCUGAAUAAUCUAAUGCAAUCCAGGAUAACUGAUCUGCCGUCAAGUCACGUGGUGUUUCUGAUAAAUCGGACCCCCUCUUGUCUAUAAAUUACAAGGACAAAAAUCAUUUUAAACACCUUUUAAUACAAUUUAAUCGACUUUUAACACGACAUUAAACUAUGACCUCGCUAGUAAACACACUGUAUAACUGAAUUUCUAACAAAACAUGAUAUCAUAAACUAUUUAAAGGUAGAAUUCAUAGCUGAGCUGCUGUAUUGAAACACAGUGGAUUAUACAGGUGUACCUAAUAAAGUGGCCAUCGAUAUUUAUGGUGCCUUUUAUAACGUCUGACCAAAACUUUCGCAUUAACUCUGGCCCACUUCCAGUUUUAAUGACAUCAGCUGAUCAGUGACAAUCGUCUAAUAGAAUAAAAUAAAUGUGUUGUAGCUUGUUGCGUCUGAUUAGAGCGUCUUUGUCUGAACUCCUAUCCAGCAGCUUUUAAACACAGUAAGGUCAGCUUGAAAUCAGUUUCUUCCUCUGUAGCAACAUUUUGGAUAAUAAUGUAUCCUGACGGUGCUGUCAAAUGUAACGCACAAGGAUUUUGUAGCUGCUGCUGAUGCUGUAUUUGGCAUCAUUAACAGCUCACUCUCUUGACUGAUCCCAGCACUCACCAGGAACUGUUGUUGUUUUCCUCCAGUCUGAAUCCUUGUAUGUUCAUUUAUUUUUUUUAGUCUUUUUUUCCGAAUACACCUGAACGUCUCACUUUUCUCUCCACUGAAUCACUCCACUGCCGUGACGACAAACUGGAGCAAACAAGUGAAUUCUGAUCCGACUGUUCAGACCGAGGUCACAUGGCCACAGUUCUCGUGUUUAGUUUUUGUUAAAGAUGAACAUAUGUAAGAGUCAUAUUCAGAUCAGGUUUCCUCCUGCACUGUGAAUGCAGCUCUGAACUCUGACGGGGCUGAGGGUUUUACUGUAGCAGGAACACUGUGAAAUGAAUGAAAGCCUUUGGAGUUAUGUGAGAGAGUGUGCCUUUUGGAGCGCAACAUGUAAACUGUUAUUUUUAUUUCUGUUUUUUUUUUUUUUUAAUUCUUUGUCUUAAAUGUCCAAACCUGGCCGCCAUCGUCUGAUCCGAAAGAAGCUGGAAAUGUAGAAAAACGUUUGCAUUAAUUUUCCUAAUGUAAACAGUUUGUUUGUUUGUUUUCCUCCACUGUAGAGCGAGUAGUUGUAAAGAAUAGGACUCUGUGUAGUCUGAGCAACAGUACUGUCUGUUUUAAAGUCCAUUGAACUUUGUCAUGAUCGACCGAAUGUUGUUUAACCUCUAAAUCAGACUCAUUUAUAUGUAACAUCUGAAUGAAGGAAUGUAGGUUUUUGCUACGAGAAAUCACGAUCAUUCAGAGAAAUAAACAAAUGCUGUUAGUCACAAAUAAUUUUUUUUUUUUCAUCAUGUAGGUUGUGAUAUAAUUCUUGUUUGUUUUUUGAAGUUUAAGUGCAUUUUUUCUUUAUUUGAUCAUUGUUUUUGUUUUUUUUCUAAUGAAUCUGUUUGUAUUACGACUGGUGAUGAACCUGGUAAUGUGUAUGGAGGCGGCUAUGAGAAACAUACAGCAUGUAUUUAUUGCACUUUGUGAUUUGGGUGUGCUUUUCCUGUUUUUUUUUUUUUUUUUUUUUUU